This is a messenger RNA of Meleagris gallopavo (turkey), 689 nucleotides long. The record is from RefSeq and is a predicted model, not a curated record. NCBI's taxonomy places the organism in Eukaryota, Metazoa, Chordata, Aves, Galliformes, Phasianidae.
ACCAUAAAAAAUCCCUAGGGUUGUUGGCGGAUGUUGAGUUUCGCCGCCCCAAAAUGGCGAGGUUUGGUGUUGGGCGUUGGGUUUGGCCACCCGAAAUGGCGACGUUCGGCGUUGGGCGUUGGGUUUGGCCAACCAGAACAGCGAGGUUCGACUUUGGACGAUGGGAUUGGCCAACCAGAAUGGCAAAAUUUGGCUUUGGACGUUGGGUUUGGCCACCCAAAAUGGCGACGUUCGGUGUUGGGCGCUGGGUUUGGCCAACCAGAACAGCGAGGUUCGACUUUGGACGAUGGGAUUGGCCAACCAGAAUGGCAAGCUUCAAGUUUGGACAACGAGUUUGGCCACCCAAAAUGGCGACGUUCGGUGUUGGGCGCUGGGUUUGGCCAAGCAGAACGGCAAAAUUUGGCGUUGGAUGUUUGGUUUGGCCACCCAAAAUGGCGACUUUGGACUUUGAGCGUUGGGUUUGGCCAUGCAGAACGGCGAGGUUUGACUUUGGACGAUGAGUUCGGUCGUGACGGCAUCCAUGUUGGCUUUGGGCUUUGGGUUUGGCCACCCCAAAAUGCCGAGGUUCAGCGUCGGGCGUCGAGUUUGGCCGCCCAAAACGUUUCGACAUUGGGCGUUGGAUUUGGUCACCCAAAAUGGCAAAACUUCGAGUUUGGACAGUGAGUUUGGCCACCCAAAAUGGCGACGUU